Lingula anatina is the source of this 1056-nucleotide messenger RNA. Its product is annotated as organic cation transporter protein-like. Gene Ontology annotation, cellular component: membrane. Gene Ontology annotation, biological process: transmembrane transport. Gene Ontology annotation, molecular function: transmembrane transporter activity. The record is from RefSeq and is a predicted model, not a curated record. Lineage: Eukaryota; Metazoa; Brachiopoda; Lingulata; Lingulida; Lingulidae.
AUGAACUUCGACGACUUGCUGAAAAUACUGGGAGAACUUGGAACAUAUCAAAGGCAGAGAUAUGCCUUACUAUGCAUAGUUGCAGUUUACUCUGUUACAUCCACAGUUGGUAUUGUGUUUUACGGCAUAGAGCCUAACCAUCACUGCAAGAUACCGUCAGCAUACGUCGAUGUUGUCACCAGUAAAUAUGGGAAUGUUUCGCAGGAGGAACUGCUGAAUCUAACCAUACCAUACACAGACAAAGGUGAAAGGAGUUCUUGCAAGCUGUAUACAUUCGAUGAACGGUACAUGUAUACAGCAACGUGGUUUCUUGCAAAUGAUUCAUUUUACUAUGGCACAGCCUUGAAAAAUAACACCAACACGUCUUGGACGGCCAUCAACUACAAAGGGAGUAAUAACCAGGCUGGUCCACCAAGUUCAGCACCGUGUCCAGAAGGAAGGGUGUACAGCUCUGGCCAGUAUGAGUCGACCAUCGUGUCAGAGGGUCUAGGAGGUAGUCUAUAUCUCAGUUUUGCCCUACUUGGAGCAGCAGAUAUCCCAGGGCUAUUGGCAGCCGCCUUCUGCAUAGACAAAUUGGGACGACGGAAGACGAUCUUUGGGACAAUCUGUCUGGGUGGCAGUCUUUGUAUUGCCUCUGGACUGAUUCCAACAAGCAUGUUCUAUCUCACCAUUGCAUGUGCCGCACUCGGAAAAAUGCUGAUCACUCUGUCGAAGGCGGUUCUCGGAAUGUUUUUAGUAGAGAGUUACCCAACUGUUAUCAGGCACAUGGGUUUGAGUUUUUGUUCGUCGGUCGCCAGGCUUGGCGCCGUAAUCACCCCUCAGAUUCUAUUCCUAGGCCGUGUGUACAGACCUCUUCCUUUCAUUAUUUGGGGCGCAGUGGCCAUCUGCACAGGGUUCCUGAUUCUCCUGGUUCCUGAGACCCUGAACAAACCACUUCUGCAGACCGUGGAAGAAUGGGACGUCGUGCUUGACAGGAAAAUCUUGGGUUGUACUUCAAAGAAGGAUGGAAAUGUGGCUCGAGACACCACAACAACUGGUGAAAGUUCUUAUUUGUGA